AUGACGUUGGCACGAGAGUCAGUUAUCGAGGCGAACCAAAAAGAAGCCGUGACGGUUCUGGAGACGGAAAACGACCGGCUAAUCAUGGCCCUGCUUCUUAUCAUCAUGCCUGUGAGUUUUCGUUGUUUUAGUCGAGAGUUAGAAUUUCCAAAAUCACUGCUAAUGGAAUCAAAAAAGCGAUAAAAUAGGAUUUUAAAAUGAAAAUUUGAAUUAAAAAGUACACUUAAAUACUAUCUAUUUUGAAAUGUCCUCACUGGAUCUCUUCAAGGUUAUUACGAAAAAACAUUCUGUUUCACAUAAUACAGAAAAAGGAGAAAAAAAUAGACUUAAAAGACUUAUCGCUUAUAGAAAAGUGUAUAGACGAAAAACCAGUCAGUUACUAAGAAGGAAAUAGGAGUUUGAUUCAAUUUUUCCUGUUUUUCGAUCUUGAUAGCAUCUCAAUCCCAAGAAGGUUGCCAUGAAUUUUCUACAGUUUAUUGGAAAAUUCAGUCGGAGGAACAACUUUUGCCGAAAGGAGCAUUCCUGGCGUUUUGAUACAUUCGAGCAAAAAUUGAAAAAUUGCAGCCACUCGCCGUGUUCUUCAAGUGUCGCGGCUGCUCGAAGCACAUGUGCAUCAACAUCUUUUUGCUGCUGCUCCUGGUCCUGCCGGCGUACUGCCACGCCGUCUGGUUCUGCUUCAUCCGCAACCAAAACACAGUCGUCGUCCGUGACAGUCCCUCCUCACCGGCCCACAUCUCCUUCGGAAAUCGCGGAUUUGUCGAGCAUCGAGUCGCCGAAGUCACUUACGUCAAACACUGA
Messenger RNA from Caenorhabditis auriculariae, 798 nucleotides. NCBI's taxonomy places the organism in Eukaryota, Metazoa, Nematoda, Chromadorea, Rhabditida, Rhabditidae. The record is from the annotation of a GenBank genome assembly.